Molecule: messenger RNA, 143 nt
Organism: Didymodactylos carnosus
Lineage: Eukaryota; Metazoa; Rotifera; Eurotatoria; Philodinida; Philodinidae
Source: the annotation of a GenBank genome assembly
AUGUCAAAAAAUAAUCGUACAUCGAGUAAUAAACGAAAUGAACUACCUUCAACUACAUCGUCGAUAUCACAAUCAAUUGCAAAUCAAUUAACUGGUGCAGGCGAUUGUAAGUUUUCAAUUUAUUAUCCUUUUAGUAUAUGAGG